UUCUCUCUUCCCUCCCUUUCCACCACAAGGGACUUAUCAGCUGAUGGCAGCUGUAUCGGCUCCAUAUCAGCCUCCUUAAAUAUCAACUAUCAGUAUCAGCCCCCAAAAACUAUCGGUGCACCCCUAGUUUUAAGUACUAGACCCAUAGUGUUCACACUGAGUGGAUGCUCCUUUUGAGAGCUGUCAUCACUGGUACCAAAGCAAAGGGCAUGCUGCCCACUUAGGUCUCAAUUGUUUGAACUCCCAGAGGAAGGGUGCAAAGCAACCCCCCAGCCUGAGUCUCCUAACGGCAGUGCCUGCAGUAGUGCUGGAAACAGCCCUGAAAAUCUGUAGAUUGCUUUUAGUCAAUAGACUGUGUGCUGUAGUUUUUAAUCUUUGGAAAUUCUGCCACACUUUGCAGAAUAAAUGACAUGUUAUCCUGUGUUCUUAGGAUGAAGAAAAAAGAGAGGAAGCCCUUGAAAUGUUUGAAGAAUCUUCAAAGCAGGGUUGUCUAAACAGCUCCUACCUCCUCUGGGAAAGUAACAGAAAGGCUGCUAUGUCAGAUCCUGGCAGAUACCUCCAGAGUCUCAGGAAAUUAAGGGACUAUGCAGCAAAGGGUUGCUGGGAAGCACAGAAAGCUUUAGCCAAAGCUUGUGGGAAUGGAAACCAGCUAGGAUUAGAAGCAAAAGCCUCCAAUGAGGUGGUGUCUCAGCUCUUCCAAACCUCCCUUCCCAUCAGCAAGCAAACUAUCUUCACUGUGCAAAAGGGAAUGAAUGAGACAAUGAGGUACAUCUUAAUUGACUGGCUGGUAGAAGUGGCCACAAUGAAGGAUUUUUCAAGUCUCUGCCUUCAUAUGACAGUAGGAUGUGUGGAUCGGUACUUAAAGCUGAGACCUGUACCCCGUGCCCGACUGCAGCUCUUGGGUAUUGCCUGCAUGGUCAUUUGUACACGCUUCAUCAGCAAAGAGAUCUUGACAAUACGAGAAGCUGUGUGGCUAACAGACAACACAUACAAAUAUGAAGAUCUGGUUCGAAUGAUGGGGGAGAUCAUUUCUGCCCUAGAAGGCAAGAUAAGGAUUCCUACUAUUGUGGACUACAAAGAAGUGCUGUUGAACAUAAUCUCACUGGAGAGAAGAACUCUUCACCUGUAUGGCUUUAUCUGCGAACUCUCACUAUUAAACACAAGUCUUUGUGCAUAUUCCCCUGCCCAUCUGGCUGCUGCAGCAUUACUGCUAGCUAAGAUAUUGCACAGGCAAGCACAUCCAUGGACCAGCCAGCUGUCUGAAUGCACUGGAUUUUCCCUAGAAGACCUGAUACCCUGCAUGCUGAGCCUCUAUCAAAAAUGUUUCCAUGAUGAUGUCCCAAAGGAUUAUAGGCAGGUGUCCUUGACUGCUGUAAAACAACGAUUUGAAGAUGAGCGUUAUGAAGAAAUUGGCAAGGAGAAGGUGAUGAGUUACAGCCAGCUCUGUCUGCUGUUAGGAGUGAAGCAGGAGGACCCAGAGCCCAGUCCCUUGCACAUGAGUGCAGUAGAAAUUCAAACUUUCCUUAGCUCUCCUUCUGGAAAGAGAACUAAAAGGAGAAGGGAAGACAGCAUUCAGGAAGACCGGGGCAGUUUUGUAACUACACCCACGGCUGAACUGUCCACCCAAGAGGAGAGUCUUCUGGACAACUUUCUGGACUGGAGCUUAGAUUCCUGCUCUGGGUAUGAAGGAGAUCAGGAAAGUGAAGGCGAGAGAGAAGGAGAUGUAACAGCUCCCAGUGGAGUCUUGGAUGUAACUGUGGUCUACAUGGAUCCUGCAAAGCACUGCUGUCAGGAUUCCAGCGAUGAAGAUAUCCCACCCACAGUGCAGUCCCGACAGGAUGUUCUGGGGAGGGAGGCUGACCAACAGUGGCCCACACCCCUGACCCCAAGAGAACCUAUGCUAGAGGCCAGUUCAGGCUAUUCCUCUGUCAACAGCGCUAGUCCUACUUCCUCUGCAGACAGUAAUUUUGGAGCAUCUCUCAAAACUACCUCAGUGCUGUCCCUGAGCAGUUCCAUGAACAAAGGGCCAUACCUGUCUUACUACUUGAAAUCAUGUUUACAGUCUGUCCACUCCAAACCUUGCAAGGGCCAGUGUGACAGAAGGCAAGUCAAGCGGAGAAAUGUGGCUGAACGCAGUGAAGAAAAGAUGAACUUGGGCUUCUUGAGCCUCUGAUUUCAUGCUGUUUACUUUUACCUAAAAGGGUUCCUGGAAACCAGUAUUUCUGUGUAUUCUUGCAGGGGAAGGUAGUAAGUAAUUAUUGAUGCCUGUAUAAGCCAGCCCCUCCUCUCCCAGCUAGCCUAUGCCCAUCAGGGUCUUCAAGCCCAGUUCCUGCUCCUGUGGCCCAUUACUGGGCCACCUCAUUUCUAGGCAGCUGCUUUUUAAAAUGGCCCUUCUACUUUGAUCCUAUGCAAAUUAAAACCCCUCUUUCCAUUCUAGUCUUGAGCACAUGUUAAGUAAAGAGCCCCUCUAUACCAUCCACUGCUGGCUUGUCACCUUUUACUUCUAGCCUCUGCUAGUAGGUGAAUACUUGUGUCCUCCAUAACUUCACUCUUUGGGUAGCUGACUCCAGAAGGGAAGCAAGUUUUGUCCCUUUGUUAUGCGAUACAUGUAACACUAUGCUCAAGUUCCAACUGAAAAGCUCAGUCCAUUUCUGUGGCUUCACUCUGCCAAUUGCUUGCUCACUCAAGUGGUGUCCCCCAUUAUGUGUGCACACAGUUCACUACUGAUCAUUUUUAUGGAUACAAGGAAAGCAAAUGGAGGACCAAGUCCUCACGGUACAGGUAAAUAGAGGUUUACUCUGUAUCAGACCUGAACUUUUAAACUUCCCUUCUACCCAUCAGGCAUUGAACCCAAUCCCACCUGGGUGUAGUCUCUCUCACCUCCAGUUAGAGGUGUAGAUAAGGCAAAUCCAGCAUUCUGUCUAGCUGCCAUAUGUUCUCUCUCAGUUGAAGAGCCUCCCUUCUGUGCCUUAACACUUCACUUCCUUUAGUACUGCUGCAGACUGUAGCUUUGUUCUGUGGUUAAACUGCCACCUUCUCCUCCUGUAGGUCAACCUUACUUCCUGUCUAUUGCAUAUUAUCUUCCUGGCUGUUUCCAACAUGUCCAAGUUGAGUACAUAUCAUUUUGAACACUAGAACAGAGAUGGCACUGCAGUAAGGGUAACUAUCGCUUCUGGAUAAAGCCCUGGCUUAGAUAUCUCCCCACUGCAUUCCAGCCAGCCAAGGAGAACGUGUGCAAUUCCCGUAGCUGAGCUCAAAGUCUCAUGCCUAAUGCAGGCUGGAGAACCUAUAAAUCACCAUGUUGCAACAAGCCCAAGGCUGUGGAUAAAACUGCUUCAUCCUAUGGAUGGUUUGUUACACGAUGGGUUGCCUUUUGAACAGGGUGUAAGUGUUAAGGUACCAAAGUACAAGAUUUCUGGGAGCUAUGUCACUAUAUGAACUAACACUGGAACUGCACAUCAUAUUCCCCCUCCUUUAUUUUAGAAGUUACUGUGGCAGAGACAAUGACAGUUAUCUACAAUGUAGUGACUUUUUGAUAAAAUAAUUUUUUAAA
Messenger RNA from Gavialis gangeticus (Gharial), 3553 nucleotides. Its product is annotated as cyclin-F-like. Bases 461 to 2173 code for a protein of 570 amino acids. Gene Ontology annotation, biological process: mitotic cell cycle phase transition; regulation of cyclin-dependent protein serine/threonine kinase activity. Gene Ontology annotation, cellular component: centrosome; cytoplasm; nucleus. The transcript has 11 exons. Gene Ontology annotation, molecular function: cyclin-dependent protein serine/threonine kinase regulator activity. Lineage: Eukaryota; Metazoa; Chordata; Crocodylia; Gavialidae. The record is from RefSeq and is a predicted model, not a curated record.